GGUGGUUAACUUGUUGCGCUCGUCUCGUCCGAAGUGAAGGCAAGGAGGCUUCAGAAAAACCCCACUGUCAAAGAACUUUGUGGAAACUUGUUUUUGUGUGUAUACGAGUGUGCGUGUGGGUGCGUGUGAAUGUAGCUGCAGUGGUUACAUCACCUAUAUACCCCAAAACGACAGUCGAUCGGCUGAUUCACUGAUUCUCCUGGGAUAGGAUUCAACCCGGAGCUGAGCUAUGAUCACGGACGCGGUGUAUGGUUGGGGUCAGCCGUCUCCGAUCAGCAACCAACAACCAAGUAAGCCCUACCUGGAGAUCAUUGAACAGCCCAAGGCCAGGGGCAUGCGCUUCCGCUACAAGUGUGAGGGGCGCUCGGCCGGGAGCAUCCCCGGGGAGAAGACCAACGACACCACCAAGACGCACCCCGCCAUCAGGGUGAACAACUACAGCGGGCCGCUGCGUGUCCGCAUCUCCCUGGUAACUAAGAAUGCCCCGCACAAGCCCCACCCCCACGAGCUGGUGGGGAAGGACUGCAAGCACGGCUACUACGAGGCGGACCUGCAGGCCAGGCGCGUCCACAGUUUUCAGAACCUGGGCAUUCAGUGUGUGAAGAAGAAAGAUGUGACGGAGGCCAUCACUUGCAGGCUGCAGACCAACAAUAACCCCUACAACAUUCCGGAGGCUAAAGUGUGGGAGGAGGAGUUUGACCUGAACGCGGUGCGUCUGUGUGUCCAGGCCACCGUCACCCUGCCCACCGGGGAGACGCUCAGCCUCGAGCCCGUCGUCUCACAGCCCAUCUAUGACAACCGUGCCCCCAACACAGCAGAGCUGAAGAUCUGCAGGGUUAAUAAGCACUCUGGGAGCUGCAAGGGAGGAGAUGAGAUCUUCCUGCUGUGUGACAAAGUGCAGAAAGAGGACAUCGAGGUGCGCUUCUUCAAGGACUCGUGGGAGGGCAAGGGCAGCUUCUCGCAGGCCGACGUCCACCGGCAGGUGGCCAUCGUGUUCCGCACGCCCGCCUACCACGACGCCAACCUGGGCGGGCCCGUCCACGUCAAGAUGCAGCUCCGCCGGCCCUCGGACCGCGAGGUCAGCGAGCCCAUGGACUUCCAGUACCUCCCCGCUGACCCCGAUGAGUACCGGCUGAUGGAGAAGAGGAAACGCACGGGAGAAAUUCUCCAGAGCUUGAAGAUAGGCAACAUAAUGCCCAUUGUCUCCAAUCCCCAGGAGAGACGGCAGAUCGCCGCGCCGAGGAGAACGGUCCAGGCCAAAGCGCCCACGAUGGCCGUAGCUUCAGGCAUGAACCCUGUGGUCCGUCCCAUGGUCGGAGUUGCCAAGCCCCCCCAGCAACAGCAGCAACAGCAGCAGGCCUCCUCCUUCUCCUACAUCCAGCCGGGACAGCUCUUCUCCGUCCCCCCCAAGGUGGAGUCCUCCCCGGCCUCCGCCUCCUCCGUCAGCCAGCUGUGGAACACGGCCCCCCUGCCCAAGGUCCCCCUCCUGCUGCUGCCCUCGUACACCACCAGCUCCGCCCUGUGUCAGCCCUCCCCCUUCUCCGCCGCCGCCAACACAGAGUUCUCCACAGUCAACCUCUCCGACCUGGUGGACAUGUCCUACCCCACCUUCUCCGACAUCUCCACGGCCGCCGCCGCCGCCGCCUCCUCCUCCUCCACCUCCUCCACCUCCUCCUCCUCACAGCAGCAGCAGCAGCAGCCCGCCCCCUGCUCCUCCUCCCAGUUCCGGGUGGAGGACAUCCCAGAGUUCCCGAGCUUCAGCAACGGGAGCAUCCUGGACGGCAUCAUGGACGACUUUGAGGAGCUGCUGAGCCAGAAGCUUCAGGCUGAGGGGGGCAUCGGCGGGGCACCCGGCGGUCCUGCCCACCCCGCCCUGCCCCUGCACCAGCACCAGCACCAGCACCAGCAACAACAACAACAACAACAACAACAACAACAACAACAACACCACCACCACCUGCAGCACCAGCAGCCCGCGGGCCCCUCCUCUUCCUCCGCCUCCUCCACCUCCUCCCAGAACAACAACAGCACUCCCAGCAGCAGCCAGACUCCCACGGACCCCGGCGCCAUGCCCGGGUGCACGUGGAUGAACUACCCCAACAGCAUCGUCAACCUGCUGCAGAGCGAGGGCAUGAUGCCCGGCUCCCCGGGCCCGGCCUGCCAAAACCCCAUGCUGCUGGAGGACUUUGACAUGCUGACGUCGGCCGACGAGGAGCGCUUGAUGUCCCUCCUGAAGGAGUGACAGCGGCGUCGUCCAAUCACGUUCUUUUGCCAUGGUUUUUUUCUUUUUUUGGACGCGAGCGGCCUGACCACACGGUCAUGGCGGUUAACGAAGACGCAAACAUUGGAAAAUGUUCGGCAAGACUGAGUGUCAACAAACAUGGCCGCUCCGGGUUGGGAGUAGGGGCCGACCGGAUGGACUGAUGCGCCGUAGACGCUUUUGUAAUCGUCAAUAAGAGGUUUCGGCAAUCGGAAAAUAAUUACUGGUUAUAAUCAAGAUUCAUUGAUUUGCAAUAUUCUGUAUUUUAUCAUUUUAUUCUUACCACCUUGAUUAGCUCUGGUGGAUAUAACUGUAAUACUGUUAUCUAUUUAGGUGAACGCCUAUGUUAACCAAAAAUGGGCCUAACUGCCGUGUUUGAUAUUUUCUAAAUGUAGGCAGAAGCUGCACAGGCUCCUGGAUACAGUGAAUCCCAUAGGCGCAUGUAUGUACUAUAUAUACAUUUUUAAAUGUGGGCUGUUAAGUCAUUUCUUUAAUGCAUGUCCUCGUCUUUAACGUGGUUGAGAUACUCCGAGGGAAAUGCAGUUUUUACGGCAUUGGACAAGGAUGAGUGUCCAUUUUGUAAAUAAUUCCAUCUGUACACACACCACACAAAAUGCCGGUAUUAAUGAAUUCAGUUAACGGUGUUAGCUUUACAUUUUUAAUGUAUGUUCAUGUAUGUGUUUGACAUGUUUUUUAUGUUGUCCCGUCGCUACUAAUUCAACCUCACUUCUGCAUCACAUUCUCUUAGCAGUAGCUGUAGCCUGCCUGUCGCUCAAAACACCUGCCUCGUUGAAAAGAGAUUAAUGUAAAAGGGUCAUAUUUUGUAUAAAUAAAAGCAAGCGGUUUAAAGUA
Messenger RNA from Gadus macrocephalus (Pacific cod), 3112 nucleotides. RefSeq names its product v-rel avian reticuloendotheliosis viral oncogene homolog A (gene rela). The transcript is spliced from 11 exons. Lineage: Eukaryota; Metazoa; Chordata; Actinopteri; Gadiformes; Gadidae. The record is from RefSeq and is a predicted model, not a curated record. Gene Ontology annotation, cellular component: cytoplasm. Gene Ontology annotation, molecular function: DNA-binding transcription factor activity, RNA polymerase II-specific; RNA polymerase II cis-regulatory region sequence-specific DNA binding. Bases 230 to 2242 code for a protein of 670 amino acids. Gene Ontology annotation, biological process: innate immune response; regulation of transcription by RNA polymerase II; inflammatory response.